CCGGAUCCUCCAUCCCCCUUGAAUCUCAUUCCCUUCUGCAACAUAACAAAUCUAAAGCUCCGAUCUUGAUCCCUUUUCCUUCAAAAUUCAACAAUUUCACAGGCACCCAUCUCAAAUCUCAACCCCCUCUACAAAUCCCACCAUCCAAUUCAGCUCAAUUUCGAUUCCCUGCAAACCCUAAUUCAAUGUCGGCGUUCCUACACCAGCGCCCUCUCCACAACCCAUUUUCAGAUCCAAACCCACUAUCCCAACCCUCCUCAAAUCCCAGAAAACCCUUCUCAUCUUUCAACCCAAUAACCCUUCUAGUCCUUCUCUUCCUCUUAAUAAUACUGGGUGUGUUUCUUCCAUGGACAAGUAUGAACAAUGGUCUGUUGUUCAUCACAAACAAGCCCUAUCUCAAAUGGAGGGACUACACAUUGGCCCAAGCUGCGGCCUUUGUGGCCCAAAAUGGGACCUUGAUUGUUUGUGCAGUGAGUGAGCCUUACUUGCCGUUUUUGAACAACUGGUUGAUCAGCAUUGCCAGGCAGAAGCACCAGGACAAGGUGCUUGUCAUUGCUGAGGACUAUGCAACGCUCUAUAAGGUCAAUGAGAGGUGGCCGGGCCACGCCGUGCUUAUACCCCCGGCUCUUGAUGCUAAAGCUGCCCAUAAGUUUGGUUCUCAGGGAUUCUUCAACUUUACUUCUAGAAGGCCGCGCCACCUUUUACACAUUUUGGAGCUUGGAUACAGUGUGAUGUACAAUGACGUUGAUAUGGUGUGGUUGGCCGAUCCCUUUCCUUAUCUGGUAGGGAAUCAUGAUGUGUACUUCACAGAUGAUAUGACUCCUGUCAAACCUCUGAACCAUUCUCAUGAUUUGCCACCUAUAGGUAAGAAAGGACGCACUUACAUAUGCAGCUGUAUGAUCUUUUUACGUCCUACAAGAGGAGCAAAAUUAAUUAUGAAGAAGUGGAUUGAGGAAAUGGAGCAGCAGCCCUGGUCCAGAGCAAAGAAAGCAAAUGAUCAACCUGCUUUUAACUGGGCAUUAGACAGAAAUGCUGCACAGGCGGAUCUCUACCUGCUGCCGCAGGCUGCAUUCCCAACUGGAGGAUUAUAUUUCAAGAACAAGACAUGGGUAAAGGAAUCUAAGGGAAUGCAUGUUAUAAUCCACAAUAACUAUAUUUUAGGUUUCGAGAAGAAGAUAAAGCGCUUCCAUGAUUAUGAUCUUUGGUUGGUAGAUGAUCAUGCUGAUGAGUCCCCUCUUGGGAGAAUAUGAAAUUGAACGACCUCAUGAUAUAUGUAUGCCAGUUUUGAUUGACUACCAGUCCAGUCCAGUCCAGUCCAGUCCAGUUGGAAAAUGAAAGCAAAUGCUUGCCACCAAUAUGUUUGAGCUUCACGCAUGAUGGUAAGUAAGGGAAGGGAAGAAAUGAGAAUUUGGGUAGAGAUGAUGCGGUUUCAACCACGUCUUGAUGCUAGGAAUUGUUUUCGAUUGCUUGUACCAUCUUUUACGAGUUAGGUAUAUUCUUUUUGAUCUCACAUUUUCUACUGUCGAAGCUGCCCCAUUUAAUGUAACUUGUAAGGGGAAGCAUAAUUUGAUGUAACUACAUAUUUUAUAUAAAAAUCACCAGAUGUUU
Messenger RNA from Argentina anserina (silverweed cinquefoil), 1608 nucleotides. RefSeq names its product UDP-D-xylose:L-fucose alpha-1,3-D-xylosyltransferase MGP4-like. The transcript has 4 exons. Bases 186 to 1250 code for a protein of 354 amino acids. Lineage: Eukaryota; Viridiplantae; Streptophyta; Magnoliopsida; Rosales; Rosaceae. The record is from RefSeq and is a predicted model, not a curated record. Gene Ontology annotation, biological process: rhamnogalacturonan II biosynthetic process. Gene Ontology annotation, molecular function: UDP-xylosyltransferase activity. Gene Ontology annotation, cellular component: Golgi apparatus.